Branchiostoma floridae (Florida lancelet) is the source of this 729-nucleotide messenger RNA. RefSeq lists its product as uncharacterized. The transcript has a single exon. The record is from RefSeq and is a predicted model, not a curated record. Bases 1 to 705 code for a protein of 234 amino acids. Lineage: Eukaryota; Metazoa; Chordata; Leptocardii; Amphioxiformes; Branchiostomatidae.
AUGGCGUCCACCCAGAGGAACACACGUGCGUCGUCUCAAACCCAAGCUAAGUCUGUGGAGCUUCGGGAGAAGCUAUCUGCUGAUAACAAGUUACUCCUGGAUGCCAUUGAAGCCACGCUUCUACUUUCCCUGAAGUCUGAGAUACAGGAGCUGAAGUCUCAACUUGCUGGCCGUGCUGACGAGCAGAGGGAAAUCAAAUCAAGUGUUGCACAGGGUGAAAGUCUCAAAUCGACACCACAGAUGCAGCUUGUUCGCGAGACCUCUGCCAGAUUAAAUGAUCUUGAGCAGUAUUCUAGAAGAAACUGCCUCCUCUUGCAUGGGGCUGUUUCACCUACCUCCGACACCGUCCAGAUCAUCCUCGACACCGCCAAGAACACCCUGGGCAUCGACUUGUCGGAGGGUGAUAUUGAUCGGGCUCACCCGCUACCCAGACGCAAAGGUUCUGAUGGUCAACGCCCACCUCCCAUUGUGAUCAAGUUUGUCUCGUACACCGCCAGGCACAAGUUUUUCUCCGCUAAGUCCAAACUCAAAGGAUCUAAGCUCUUUGUCACUGAGCAGCUUACCAAGGAAAAUGCUCUACUGCUUCGUGCAACCAGAGAGAAGAUGGGGAACGGCUGGUCCAUGGACGGACGCAUCUACUGUCUGCAUGACAGUGUCAAGAAGAGGGUCGCCAACCGCACGGACUUGGACAACAUGGAACUGUAACGUUACUCACUGUAAGUUCUGUAU